This is a messenger RNA of Symbiodinium sp. CCMP2592, 993 nucleotides long. The record is from the annotation of a GenBank genome assembly. Lineage: Eukaryota; Dinophyceae; Suessiales; Symbiodiniaceae.
AUGCUCUUCGACGUCGUCGAAAUUUCUGCUACAAACUCGGCCUUUGCUGCAAUCCGGCUUGAUGGUUCGGUGGUCACCUGGGGAGAUCCCGAGAAUGGAGGAGACAGCUCUGUAGUUCAUGAAAAGCUCAGAAAUGUGCAGAAAGUCUAUUCGUCCAGCACUGCCUUUUCAGCGAUAACCAGCGACGGCGCCGUUGUGACCUGGGGCGCCAGCACCGGGGGUGGAGAUAGCACGGCUGUGCAGGGAGAGUUACGGGAUGUGCAGCAGAUCCAUGCGAACCGUUCUGCCUUUGCCGCUGUGAAGCUGGACGGUCGUGUGACGACUUGGGGAGCCUUGGCCAGUGGUGGAAAUAGCUCUCAUGUCCAGGAGCGCCUCGUUGAUGUUUGUCAGAUCCACUCUACAGCCAGAGCCUUUGCAGCUAUGCAGACGGACGGGACGGUUGUGACCUGGGGUGCGCCCAGUGCAGGCGGCGACAGCAGCGGUGUGGAGCUGCUGGAUGUCCUUCAAAUCUUGGCGACGGAAGAUGCCUUUGCUGCAGUGCGAGGUGAUGGCACCGUCGUGACCUGGGGCUGUAGAGACUCUGGAGGCAACUGCCAAGACGUUCAGAGUCAGUUGAGCAACGUGAGACAGUUGGUCGCGACGGAUGCGGCCUUUGCUGCCAUCAAGGAGGACGGUAGCGUGGUCGCCUGGGGCUGUGCCAGAUUUGGAGGUGAUUGCUCGAGUGUCGCGGAGCAGCUGCUGGAGGUACAGCAAAUCCAUGCCUCUGAAGCGGCGUUUGCAGCGAUCAAGGAGGACGGUACAGUGGUGACAUGGGGGAAUUCCAGUGCAGGAGGAGACUCCUCUAUGGUGCAGGGCAGUUUAGCUGACUUGCACCGCAUCCAUGCUGCGAGCGGUGCUUUUGCCGCAGUUCGGAACAAUGGCCAAGUGGUCACUUGGGGAGAUCCCCGGGGUGGAGGAGACAGCAGCACUGUGCAGGACAGGCUGGUCCCCUAA